UAAAAGAAGUUUUUUUAAAGUUAGCAAUUAACCUAAGCUUUCAACACCUUACAAGUGACACGCUGAAGAGCCGAGUGAUCGAAAGCGUCCACCUGUGCUCAGCCUUCACACGCCUAUUUAAGUUUCACACUCCCUGGCAAACAACUCGGACACUCUGAUAAAGAGGCUCCGCCCACCCACGCACACACAGGUGGAAAUACGUGGGCUUUAUUAGGGUUUCUCCGAAUGAGGGAUCUCUUUCCAAAGCGCACACACUCACUCACUCACACACUCACGUCAGAGGACCUGAACCAUGAGCGACAAAAUGGAAGCUUUACCUGAGGUCACCAAGAUGGAUGUGGACACUACCGCAGAAGAAAGACCAAAAUGGGACAACAAAGUCCAAUACCUUCUGACCUGCAUUGGAUUUGCCGUGGGUCUGGGCAAUGUAUGGCGUUUCCCGUAUCUAUGCCAGACAUAUGGAGGAGGGGCUUUCUUGAUACCAUACAUCAUUGCACUAAUAUUUGAAGGCAUCCCUUUGCUUCAUCUUGAACUAGCGAUUGGGCAAAGGCUGCGUACAGGAAGUAUAGGAGUCUGGAAUUCAAUAUCACCAUACAUUGGAGGUGUGGGUCUGGCAUCUCUCACUGUUUCCUUCCUCGUGGGACUCUAUUACAACACCAUCCUGGCCUGGGUGCUCUGGUAUUUCUUUAAUUCUUUCCAACAACCAUUACCUUGGAGUGAAUGCCCACUAAAUGAAAACAGGACAGCCUAUAUUCCAGAAUGUGAAAAAACCUCACCAGUAAAUUAUUUCUGGUAUCGAGAAACUCUUAAUAUCACACCAACUAUUGAGGAAAAUGGCACAUUGCAGUGGUGGUUGGUUAUUUGUCUGGCAACUGCUUGGGCUCUUGUAUACAUCUGCUUCAUCAGAGGAAUCGAAACAAUUGGAAAGGCUGUCUACUUCACUGCCACCUUCCCAUACCUCGUCCUCACCAUAUUCCUCAUCCGUGCCCUCACUCUACCAGGAGCCACUGAUGGACUUGUUUACCUCUUCACUCCUGAUGUCGAAGUGCUGAAAAACCCCACAGUAUGGCUGGAUGCAGCUACACAGAUCUUCUUCUCACUGUCUCUGGCUUUUGGAGGGAUGAUUGCAUUUUCCAGUUAUAAUCCACAAAAAAAUGACUGUGAAAGAGAUGCAGUUAUUGUUGGUGUGAUAAACAGCGCAACCUCCAUCUACGCAUCAAUUCCCAUUUUCUCAAUUCUGGGAUUCAAAGCCAAUUCAAACUACAAUGACUGCCUGGAUAAGAACAUUCUCACCAUUACCAAUGCUUUUAACAUUGGAGACCAAAAUGUAACCAGAGCAAAUUAUGGAAGUUGGAUAGAAAGCCUGAAUGUUACUAACCACAAAGAACUGGAAUCGCUAAACCUACAAAAAUGCAGUCUUCAAACCUUUCUUGAUGAGAGCGCAUCAGGGACAGGACUGGCAUUCAUUGUCUUCACAGAGGCGGUCAUCAAGAUGCCAGGCUCUCAAGUGUGGGCAGUGCUAUUCUUUGUCAUGUUAUUCACCCUUGGCCUCUCAUCCAUGUUUGGAAAUCUCGAAGGAGUACUCACACCUCUUUUAGACCUGCAUUUGGUGCCAAAAUGCAUACCAAAGGAGGCUUUCACAGGGUUGAUGUGCCUGGUGUCAUUUUCAAUUGCAUUGAUUUUUACAAUGGGAUCAGGAAACUACUGGCUGGAAAUUUUUAACAGUUAUGUGGGAUCUGUGCCUCUGCUGAUUAUUGCUUUCUUCGAAAUCACAAGUGUGGUGUACAUAUAUGGAAUUAAGAGGUUCAGUGAUGACAUUAAAUGGAUGACUGGUCGAUACCCUAAUAUUUAUUGGCAGGCAACAUGGAGAGUUAUCAGUCCUUUGAUGCUGCUGGUUGUAUUUGUGGCCUACAUUGUUGUACAAGCCCAGGUGCCUGCCACUUAUGAUGCAUGGAACCCAAAUAACGUACAUUUUCCUACGCCGCAGACAAAGGAUUAUCCUGGUUGGGUCUUUGCCAUCUGCAUUUUGUUAGUGGUCCUUCCCUGCAUAUGUAUUCCUGCAGUAACAAUUUACAGAUUUGGCCUGUGGAUAAAAGGACGAUUGCACAGACAUAAUCAUUCAAAUGCAUUUGACAACAAAGCUUAUGAAGUUGAAGUGCAAUGAGAAGACUGUCAGUGAACUGAUUAUACAUGUCUGCCAUUUGUCCACAUUCUGUCUGUAAUGAAUCAUUUACGUUUGCUAAUCCUACCAAUCGCAAAGGGGCCUUGCACAAUUUCUUUCUUCUUAAAGGAUGUUAUUAUUUUUAAUUUACUUUGGACAAAAAUGCUGCACUGCAUACAAUACAGGCCUUCCUUUACGAACUUUAGCCUUUAUAAGGAUGGGAGGGUGCUGCGCAGUAAGCAUGUAUCACUAAGUAAGUGAAAGGAUUUAUAAAUCUGUUUUGGGAAUGAUAUGCAUAUUUAA
This is a messenger RNA of Erpetoichthys calabaricus (reedfish), 2464 nucleotides long. It is a transcript of the gene slc6a18, whose product is annotated as solute carrier family 6 member 18. Lineage: Eukaryota; Metazoa; Chordata; Cladistia; Polypteriformes; Polypteridae. The coding region runs from base 293 to 2164 and encodes 623 amino acids. The record is from RefSeq and is a predicted model, not a curated record. Gene Ontology annotation, cellular component: plasma membrane. The transcript is spliced from 12 exons. Gene Ontology annotation, biological process: sodium ion transmembrane transport.